GGCAGACAUCAUGGGCGUGGUGUUUGCGUUUGGAAAUCUCGUGGAUUGAUUUACGAUGGUGAAUGGCAUCGAGGCAGUCGACAAGGACAAGCGAUGGUGAAAUAUCCGGAUGGAAGUCUCUACGAGGGAGGCUACAAGCAGGACAUGCUGAUGCUGUUUCAGGGUCACGGUAGGUUCGAGUAUUCCAACGGAAGUUGGUAUCAGGGAGGAUGGGUUGCAGACAAGCGUCACGGUUACGGAUACCUUUUCUGGUCCACGACAGGAGAAGCGCAUCAAGGAAUGUUUGAAAACGAUUUACCGCACGGAAAAGGUGCGAGAUAUUAUCCCUCGGGAGAAGUUUAUAUGGGCGGCUGGCAAAAUGGAGAAAAGCACGGCGUCGGUGUGUUGGAAGGGCCUCAGGAGGAAAGUGACGAGCAAGAGAAACAAACAAAGGACCAGGAAGGUGCUCCGGCAAGUGUUGGUAUGAAAAAGAUCAAGUCGCACGCUUGCAUCGACGGGCUUCCGUUGGACGUCGUAGAUUUGCGCUCUUCCGUGAGAUCACUUUCAUUUAUGUUUAGUUCACUUAUUCUGACUGUUUUGGUCAGGAUGGCGAAGAAUCCGAGGAAGGAGAGAACGACGAUAUGGUCGAUGCAGAAUGGGAGGAUGCGGAUGAUCAAGAGAACAUCCAUGCUGUCCGACGGUAACCUUUGA
Molecule: messenger RNA, 690 nt
Organism: Guillardia theta CCMP2712
Lineage: Eukaryota; Cryptophyceae; Pyrenomonadales; Geminigeraceae
Exons: 4
Cellular component (GO): cytosol
Source: RefSeq, a predicted model, not a curated record